AUGAAGGAAAUUGAUGAUGAAAAAGCCAAAGAUAAUGAUAACAAGAACGAAAAUGAAAGACAGGUUAAAGAAAAAGGAGUUACUAUUGAAGGAAUUAUCCUUCGUUUAGAUGAAACUAAUUUAUUUGAAGAAAAUUCUGAAUAA
This is a messenger RNA of Funneliformis geosporum, 144 nucleotides long. The record is from the annotation of a GenBank genome assembly. Lineage: Eukaryota; Fungi; Glomeromycota; Glomeromycetes; Glomerales; Glomeraceae.